Molecule: messenger RNA, 627 nt
Organism: Cladophialophora yegresii CBS 114405
Lineage: Eukaryota; Fungi; Ascomycota; Eurotiomycetes; Chaetothyriales; Herpotrichiellaceae
Product: nascent polypeptide-associated complex subunit alpha
Exons: 3
Coding region: 1-627 (208 amino acids)
Biological process (GO): protein targeting to membrane
Cellular component (GO): cytoplasm; nascent polypeptide-associated complex
Source: RefSeq, a predicted model, not a curated record
AUGUCCAACCCGAGAAUAGAAGAGCUUCCGGACGACGAGCCCGAUAAGAAGGCAGCAGCUGAGGACGCAUCCAGCUCGUCCGACUCCGAACCUGAAGCGACUGGUGAAGGAGACGCGAACAUCCCAGCCGGAGCUUCAGUCGCAGUUCACAGCCGAAACGAGAAAAAGGCACGAAAGGCAAUUGGCAAAUUGGGCUUGAAGCAUGUCCCGGGUAUCACACGGGUGACGCUGCGAAGACCGAAAGGCAUCCUCUUCGUGAUCUCCAACCCUGACGUCUACCGCUCGCCAACCAGCAACACCUGGAUUAUCUUUGGUGAAGCCAAGAUCGAAGACCUCAACUCGCAAUCCCAAGCCGCCGCCGCUCAACAGCUCGCAGCUGCUGAAGCCGCCAACGCAGACCACUCCGGCCAUGAUCAUGCACAUGAGAACGGCAAGGGCAAGGCAGUCGAGGACAAGAAGGCGGACGAGGAGGAAGACGACGAUGAGGAAGUGGACGACAGCGGCCUUGAGGCUAAGGACAUCGAACUCGUCAUGACCCAGGCGUCAGUGUCGAGGAAGAAAGCUGUCAAAGCUCUGAAGGAAAACGGCAACGACAUAGUCAACUCUAUCAUGGCGCUAAGUGUAUGA